AUUAUUGACUGGAAGGCUGGAUCCCGGCGGGUCAGCUGAGACGAACGAGCGGAAUUUCCUUUGUCGUCACUUUCGUUUUCUACAUGUCUCUGUAUUAUUUACUGUUGUUAUUUCUCUUCUAAAUUGUAAUUUCAAAUUUAGUGAAAUGUUUUAGCUUUGUUGUAAUUAUUUGUGAGGUAAGUAGCUGUAGGUUGUGUUUCAAUUCUUCUUCCCAGGUCUAAAGUCUUAAUAUGAAAAGGUGAAGUUGUCAUUGUGGAAGCUCAUUAUGAAGUGACAAGAUAUUAACCAGAUUGAGGAUGAAGAAUACGACGGAAGUCGACAUCACGACAUCAAGAGAUACGUCGGCGACCACAUCCUCGACUUACACCGGGACCGUGUUGAAUGGACAUUCGACCACCACAACGAAUGCUGCUAUUAAGCAAAAAAAUCGGGCGAGGAGGGAAGACGCCAACAACUGCAAUGGCUUUGAAGAAUGGGGAGGCUACAUGGAAGCGAAAAAGGCUAAAUUAGACCUUCAAUUGAAUAAAAAUUCUUCUAAAAAAAUUGGAAAUGAUCCUCCAUCGGGUAUAAAUUUAUUCAACGGACUAUCCGUUUACGUAAAUGGAUACACAGACCCGCCGGAACCUAAGCUACGAAAACUAUUUGUGCAGUAUGGGGGACAGUUUCAUCCUUACAGAAAUGCAAAAACAGACUUUAUAAUUGCGUCCAAUUUGUCAAAAUCGUCAAAAUCGUUAUAUGGAGGCACUACAGUGAAACCCGAGUGGAUUACUGAUAGUAUCGCUGCAGGAGUUCAAUUGAAUUAUCGAGAUUAUCUACUAUAUGACCUUAAUAAAGAAAACAAUCAACUUACUUUAACUCAAAUGAUGGGGAACCAACGUGGACAAUCGUCAAUUUCUAGAAUUUCUAAAUCAAACGAGUCGUUAGAUGUGGAUGUGGCUGGCGUAUUAUCAGUUGCAUGUGAUACAACCGGGGAAGAUAAUCCUGCUGCUAACACUACUAGUAUUUCUAAUGAUGACGACGAUAAUAUAAUACAACUUCCUUCCAACGAAGACAAUAAUGUCCAGGAUGAAGCUUUACUUCCAUGCGAUGAAGAUAAUGCAGUCAACAGUCAAAUUAUGCCUGAAAAUGAUGAAUCAGGAGGACUUGAAGAAUUUAUUCAAGUCAACGAAUCUUUGUCCACACACACAGCCCCCGUAAAUGGGAAGAAAAUUAAAACAGCUGCAGAAGAUGGGUUUCUUGAAGAUUUUUUUGGCAACUCUAGACUCCAUUUAAUUUCUGAUCAAAAGAAGGACAUGCAAAACAAAAUCGGAACCUUGAGAAAAGCGAUUGAUUCACAUACUUUCGAAUAUUUUGAUGAAUUUAAACAUCAAAACGAUCAAAAUAAUAAUUUUAGCGUGUCAGAUAUUCUUGUGGAUUCAGUUAUCUUGAUGCACAUUGACAUGGACUGCUUUUUUGUGUCGGUGGGGCUACUGAGCAGACCACACCUCCGAGGCAAACCCACAGUGGUUACCCAUUCUACGGGGAAAAAUAGUAGUUCAAUGUCAGAUAUUGCAUCAGCCUCUUAUGAAGCCAGACAAUUUGGGGUCCGAAAUGGGAUGUGGGUUUCAGAUGCAAUGAAAUUAUGCCCCGAAUUGGAAGUUAUUCCCUAUGAUUUUGAGGAAUAUCGACGCGUAUCUGGUACAUUUUUAGAUGUAGUAUCCAAGAUCACUUUGGACAUUGAGCCUUCUAGUGUAGACGAAAUGGUUAUCGAUGCGACACCGAUAUUGAAAAAAGUCCCAGGAUCAUCUCCUCGAGAUCUGGCAGAAUUUAUUAGAACCAAAAUUUUCGAAGCCGUUAAAUGUACCGCUUCUGUGGGGAUCGGUAGUAACAAACUUCUCGCAAAAUUGGCAACCAAAAAAGCUAAACCAAACGGAGUACAUCAUCUAAAAGUGGAAGAUGCACAAGAUUUCAUACAAGAUUUAGAAGUCAGAGAACUUCCUGGCAUUGGUUGGAGUACUGAGUCAAAAUUGCAAGACGUAUUCAAUGCUAAAACUUGUAAAGAUUUGUUGCAAAUUCCAAUGCAGAAUUUGAGUAAAGUGGUUGGUCCUAAAACUGCAGAGAAUAUAGUAAAGUCUUGCAAAGCAAUAGGCCCGACAGAAUUAAAGUAUGGCUUUGAUAGACCACAAAGUAUUUCUCUGGACGUAAACUUUGGGAUCCGAUUUACAAACAUUGAUCAACUUUUUGCAUUCCUCAUGAAGCUUUGUAAAGAAUUGUCUGCAAGAGCGACUAGGGCACAAGCCACAGGAUCUCAACUUUCUAUAAGAAUCAUGUCUCGCAAGAAAGGUGCUGGUGAGCCUAAAAAACAAGGUGGACACGGUAUAGUUGACACCAUUAGCAGGUCAACUCGAUUAUUUCAACCUACUAAUGAUUGGUCUUCAUUUUAUCGCGUAGUAUCGAAAAUUGUAAAGUUACUACCAAUACCCAUCGCCGACUAUCGUGGGGUUGGAUUCUCACUAAGUACCUUGACAUUUGAAUUUGACAAAUCCUCCAAUCAAAAGAAAACAGUACAACGAACACUACUCGACUUGGCAUCUUCACGUGGGAGACAAAUGCUUGAAUGUGCUAAAAAGUCUUCCAAUAAGCGAGGGCUAGCAUCUCAGAAUGUGACUCCUUUACCAUUACCCCCACAGCAACAGGUAGCUGAUGAUGCAAAUUGUCUUAGCCCUCCAGAUAUUAAGCGAAGAAAAUUGGACUUCAAAAGUAUAGUUAGGGCUGACGAAAACAAAGCGUCUCCCAAACCCAAGCCUGCCCUAAAAAGUGCCAUUAGUGAUACAGGGGACGUUGAUUUGAAUGUGCUACGAGAAUUACCUGAAGACAUUGGUCGUGAAAUAGCUCUACAGUAUAAAAUUGAUUAUUCUCUUGUACAGCAACAAAACUCGGAUUCGAUUUCCGUUAAUACAGUCGAAGAUGAUAUUACAACAACUAUUACAAAAUCCAAGGCUAACUCUCCCUCUAAUAAUGAGAAAAUGUCCAGCGAGACUAGAAUAAAUGAUAGUAAGAAUCCGUAUUCAGAAAUAGAUGUGAUUGACCCAACGUAUUUGUGUGCCUUACCUGAAGCAAUAAGGAACGAAGUCUUAUUACAAUUCCAAGAGGCAAAAAAAGGGCGUCAAAUUGAUAGUGUAACGGUGGCCCAAGACGAGCCAUGUUCUAGCAGACAAGCAUUGGAAAGAGACAAUGCACUCAAGUCUCAUAUUGUUAAUGAUACGGAAAAGUCGGAUCCAGAGCAAUGCAAAAAGGAUGCAUCAGGGCCGUCUCAUCUCGUUUGUGAUGAGGUCAUGCACGAUGAGUUUGAGUGUACAACCCCACCUCAAAUUCUAUCCGUUCCACGUAGCUCAACUAGCCAAAGGAGAUUCCAAAGUCGUCAGAGUAAGUCCACUCACUUGUCCAGCAGACGUCGUUUAAAUUUUGAAGUACAUGAUACCAGCCCACCUUCAAUACCAUCACAUGAAAUUGCGGAAAAGUUCGACAUACACAGAUUCUGGACGGACAACUCAUAUAUGCCAUUGCCCCCAGAGCCUGUUUGUACUGUGAUGCCUGCUUUAAAUGGUGCAGUCGGUGUUGAAGAGACUAGAAAUGUAAUUCGACUGGGCAUUUCUUCCAGCCUUUAUGAUCCUACAAUUUAUGACUCGGAGGACGCCGAAACUCUGCGUGGAUUUUUUCGUGACCUUAUUCAACGAGGGUAUAUAAAGCAAGGACAUCUGCUGUUGAAAUAUAUAUCUAGGAAGCACAAGACCCUGCCUCAAGAAUCUCAGUGGCGAAGAGUUAUUGAAGAAAUUGUCACCAGUGUACAACUGCAGUUUAUUGAAUUGUAUGGGGGUGAAGUCAACCUAGAAUCGUGAUUAUCGUAUUUUAGUUCCUCGCGUUUGAUUUUUCCAGACCUUCACAUUUCUUGUAUACAUGGUUUAAUUUCUUAUAGUAAAUAUCUUAUCAUAUCUUAUAAUAAAUGACACUGUAUCUGUUUUUAAGGAUUUAUAAUAGCCUUAUAUUCUUGACUAGCACUUAGGAAAUAUGAAUACAGUCAUGCAGUCCCUGUCUGCCAAAUCAAUA
This is a messenger RNA of Folsomia candida, 4086 nucleotides long. Its product is annotated as DNA repair protein REV1. Gene Ontology annotation, cellular component: nucleus. NCBI's taxonomy places the organism in Eukaryota, Metazoa, Arthropoda, Collembola, Entomobryomorpha, Isotomidae. The transcript is spliced from 16 exons. Gene Ontology annotation, biological process: error-free translesion synthesis; error-prone translesion synthesis. The coding region runs from base 297 to 3878 and encodes 1193 amino acids. The record is from RefSeq and is a predicted model, not a curated record. Gene Ontology annotation, molecular function: DNA-directed DNA polymerase activity; damaged DNA binding; deoxycytidyl transferase activity.